This is a messenger RNA of Anopheles maculipalpis, 1955 nucleotides long. Its product is annotated as WD repeat-containing protein 43. The record is from RefSeq and is a predicted model, not a curated record. Gene Ontology annotation, biological process: maturation of SSU-rRNA from tricistronic rRNA transcript (SSU-rRNA, 5.8S rRNA, LSU-rRNA). Gene Ontology annotation, molecular function: protein binding. Lineage: Eukaryota; Metazoa; Arthropoda; Insecta; Diptera; Culicidae. Bases 60 to 1955 code for a protein of 631 amino acids. Gene Ontology annotation, cellular component: nucleolus. The transcript is spliced from 4 exons.
GCAUUUUGAACUCCGCAUGUUAUUUACAGGUGUAGAAAAGUUAAUAAAACGUUCCAAAUAUGUUUAGCGUGUCGCGGGAGUUUUCACCCUGUGGGAAAUAUUGCGCCUACAUAAGCCAGCAAGGUAAAUUUGUCGUGCACGAUGUGGAAACGAGCGCGGUAUAUCAGGUCUACACGCCGAACAUGCACCUGAACGUGCCGUGUACCAGCUUCGCCUGGAUACAGGUUGGUGAGGGUGAAAAAAAGUUGAAGAAAAAAUCAAAGAAAGCACGGUCAAGUCUGGUGGAAAAUGGAACCAAUGUCCAGCUGAUGGUCGCAUUCGGCACAAGCAAGGGUGGUGUCGCGUUCUAUAACCUCGCUACGGCUACAAUCGAGCGUACGUGCAAAGGUGAUGGCCACACGGCUCCCAUCACGGCCAUUUACUUCAAUGCCAGCCACAAUCCGGAUGCACUGUACACGGCCGGUGCCGAUGGUAAUGUGAUCGAGUGGAGCAUUAGCCAGUGCAGCCAGCAGCGAGUGCACCAUAUCGGGGUGGAGAAGUUAACGUGCGUGCUGGCCCAUGCUGACACGAUUCUAACCGGUGCAAAACAGCUCAAACUGUGGAAUACCGAAAACGACACACUAGAACGUACCUUGAUUGGACACACUUCCAAUACACAGCUGCUGCAGCUGGUAGCGCUGGAUGCGGACAAUGUGUACGUACUGUCGGGAUCGGUGAACGAUCGCAACUUGUCACUGUGGUCAUUGAGCGACGAGGACAGUACUUCGCCAGUUUCAACCUUUGCACUAGACGAUGUGCCGGAAUACGUUUCGCCGAAGGUGGUCGAUCGAAAGUUGCAUCUGAUUGUCGUCUCGCGGACAGGCGUAGCACAUUAUUUCGUGCGCGAUAUGGGUAAGCUGACCGUGAAGCGGCCGUACAGAGCGUCCCACACGUUUGAAAUAGCCGUUGACACGGUGAGCACGAAGAAGCAGGCGGUCGAUCGGUUGCCCGUGUUUGUCGCUACCGUGCAGUACUCGGCACAACAGGAACAAAUACUGCUCGGGUACGGGUCGGAGCUGAGUGUACGCUUCGAGCAUGUGCCCAUCGAGGAAGACGUCAAGAUGAACGUGAUUAUUCGCGAGCCAUUGAAGGUGUUGGAAGGCAAAACGAAAGAGGGAGAGCUGAAGUCAAAGACACCUAUUAUCGAUAGCGAUGAUGUGGAAUAUAUGAAUCCGACAAAUUCGAACAGAAAAACCGUUAAGGAGGUGGAAAUUCCCAUGGAAGUUCGUUUGGAAAAUCUGUCAACGCCCAAGACAAGCUCGAAAAACAUGAUCCAUCUACUGGUGCAAGGACUGCACAGCCGGGACGCGACACUCUUGAGAAAUGUUUUUGCGGUAGACGAUUCCGACAUGGUACAACAAACACUGGGCCGAUUACCACCCCAAUAUGUGGGUGCGCUACUGAACGAACUGUCCCACAUGAUGCAGAUGAAAACGAUGCACGUAAAAACGGCCGUUUGCUGGUUGAAACAUUUGAUCAACAUACACGCAAGCCAGCUUAUGGCACUGGGUUCGUCUAAUCUGCUUGCCAACUUCAGCACCUGCCUCGGAAUCAUCGAGUACCGUGUGGAACAUCUGAAUUCGCUUUCCAGAUUGCGUGGCAGAUUGGGGUUGCUGAUCGAUCAGAUCGAUCGAAGCAAAAAUCAGGCAGCAAAUCUGGACGAUAAAUCGAACAUGAAUGUGCUGGUAUAUCAAGAGGGUGACGAUUCGGACGUAGACUCCAUGCUGGAGAAGGACGAUACCGAUCUGCCCGGAUCGUCUAAUGAGGAAAUGUACGACGAGGAUGACGACAACGAUGGCGACGAGGACGAGGAUGAGACAGCGUACGCGAACGGGAACGAUUCUCGUGGGAAACAGCGGCGAAAUGGAUAUUCCACACAGGACAGUUAUAGAGAAUCGAUGGAAGUAUCCGAUUGA